Messenger RNA from Coregonus sp. 'balchen', 37833 nucleotides. The record is from the annotation of a GenBank genome assembly. NCBI's taxonomy places the organism in Eukaryota, Metazoa, Chordata, Actinopteri, Salmoniformes, Salmonidae.
AUGAAGCAGGAGGGACGCAUCACUAAAUUGCUCAUCCAUAACGUGGAGGAGAGGGAUGCUGGGAAAUACACCUGUAAGAGUAAAGAUGCCAAGUCAACUGCUGAACUGACCGUGAAGGGUGAGACAGACCAAAUCUAUUAAUGCAGUCUCAGACAUUUUUUUAUUUUUAUGUGUGGUCUGUGAACAUGGAUAGAUUUUUGGUUAACCAUGACUUCAUUAUGAUGAAAUACAAAUUCCUGUAUAUUCCUUUGUGAUACUGUAUAUCCAGGGGAAUCUUCAUUCCAGUGUGAUAAACAAGAGAGGUUAGAUUACAUACAGUUCUAUAUCUUCCUGUGUAUCCAUGCUUUAAGUACUCUGCCCUGAAAGAGCUUUAUCCCUUACUUGUAACUUUGGUUACCUGCUUAUUGUCCUGUAAAGGGUUAGUAGAUCAGAGUCCUUGAAUAUGAAUGAACGUUAUUAGGCAAGUUCAAGUACCCGAAUGCCCUAUAAGAAUUAACCCUUUACAGGACAUUUAUGGCUGGGAUUACUGCAAUCAAAGGUUCUUGAAACCACUACGCUCAGAAUUAGUCCUCAGAUCACAGUGUUACUGCGAGUCUUUUUGUGGUUACUGUCCGCGAGUAAGUUAUGAUGCAUGUAGAAAAUGGAUCACUGUGGUCGUUAUCCUCCUGCUCAAGCUUUUCAGUGAUCCAAUGGAGCUGCCUAGUAAUCGUAUGUCUGGGGCACACAACCUGCAAUAAGUAGGCAUACCACAUUUAACUCUCCAUUUAGUCAACAAAAGCCAGUGCAAAAUGAAUGGGACCUUGCUAAGGAGGCCUGGUAAACAGUGCAUGUUCAUCACUGAUUCUUCAAUGAGCAACGAGCCAAUCAAAUGCCCUGUUGCCUGCAGCAAUGUGCCUGAGAACCAAUAAUAACAUUGUUUCACAGCGCUGCCCUGAAAGUGAAAGAAUGAACCUGAUGCUGCAUAAAAAUAGAUGUGUGUAGUCAUUGUGAAGAAGAGUACUGUAUUUCAGCUUUCAUUCCACCACAGGAAAUCCAAGGGCUACUCUGGAUAAUUGGAUUCUCUCUGUGACAGAAGCACAAGCAUAAAGCAUGACAUGGACUAGCCCGUUCUCCUUUCCACAUUCAAGUUUUACCACCACUCACCACUGUUCCUGGUUUUCCUCAGGCCUACCCCCCACUUUCAAUGAACAGCUGAGGAACAUGGAAGUUGAGGAGGGUGAGACUGUGACGCUACACUGUGAACUGUCUAAAGCAGCAGCCUCAGUCGAGUGGAAGAGGGGAGCAAAGCUAUUGAAGAAUGUAGACAAGUACCAAAUGAGGAAGAAAGAUUUACUGGUGGAAUUGAAGAUUAUCGAUGCAAAUCUGGAGGACAGUGGGGUUUACACCUGUAUUUGUGGUGAACAAAAGACCACAGCAACUGUUACAAUAAAGGGUGGGUAUAUUUAGGUUACGUUAAGUGCAAAAGUCAUGAGUUGUUUUAUGUCUUAUGGAGAUGUGGAGAAAGCUUGAAUAUUGAAUUGGGCAAAUAGGACACACAUUUGCAUUCAAUCCCAGUUGCUUACAUAAACAAAGGGAAAUGUAGGUUUCAUAUAGGUUUGACUACCCUCUCCUAUGGUGUCUUUCAGCUCGCCCUGUCACAUUUAUAGAAGAGUUAAGGAAUGUUCAGGUUGAGGAGGGCAACAAUGUGACGUUGCGCUGUGAGCUCUCUAAACCAGGGAUGUCAGUUGAAUGGAAGAGAGGAACAGAUCUUCUGCAGAACGGAGAGAAGUACCAGAUGAAACAGAAAGAUGCAACGUUAGAGCUGGUCAUCAGGAAAACCUUCCCUGAGGACAGUGGAGUCUACAGUUGCGUGUUGGAAGACCAGAAAACAUUUGCCACCAUCAUUAUCACUGGUAGGAGGAACACUUUGUAGAAAAUGUGUGUCUUCUUGACAUUCAAAAUUCACAUUGUACCACUCAAUCCCACACACUGUUGAUGUUAUGGGUUUUCACCAUUCUUCAGCCAUGCCAGUCACUUUCAAGCAGAAGUUGAAAAAUCAAGAGGCUCUAGAAGAGGGCAGCGUGAUGUUGCGUUGUGAGCUGUCUAAAUCAGGGGUCCCUGUGGUGUGGCUGAAGGGAGAGGAGCUGCUGAGGGAAGGUGAGAGGCACCAGAUGAAGCAGGAGGGCAGGACCGUGGAGAUGGUCAUCAGGAAUGUGGUCCUUCAGGACGCUGGGGAGUACAGCUGUGUCACAGCCUGCAACAUCAAGACAGCAGCUGAUAUCAAAGUUAGGGGUAUGUUCCAUACUAACGUUUAAGCCUACUCAAUACUAAUAUUUAGAUUUACUGUUUAUCCUUCUGUGGUUGUGGGCAAGUUACAAGUGUGUACUUCUGAAAAUGUCAAUGUCUUUAAAUCUUGGGUUUGGAUUAAGUACAUUUUCCAUGAAGGAUGAGAUGAAUCAUUGACCCUGCUUGUCAAAUAACAUGCCACUGAUGGAUAUAAAUCAAAGCAGUUGAGCCAGGUAAUGUUUCUCACAGUCUUAAAUAUAUGUUCUUCUCAGCUCUUCCUGUAAUAUUCACACAAGAGGUCCAGAAUGUGGAGAUUAAAGAGGGGGACAGUGGGGAGUUCUUCUGUGAGCUUUCCAAACCUGGAGCCCCAGUGGACUGGAGGAGGGGAAGAGUCAUCCUGAAGUCUGGAGACAAAUAUGAGAUGAAGCAGGAAGGACGCAUCACUAAACUCCUCAUCCAUAAUGUGGAGGAGAGUGAUGCUGGGAAAUACACCUGUAAGAGUAAAGAUGCCCAGUCAACUGCUGAACUGACCAUGAAGGGUAGGUCAGACUGAUGAUAUUGAUACACUUUGUGUAUACACUUUGUUAUAUGUUGUUCAUAUGUAGGCAACAACAAUAUACUCUAUAAACACCAAAGACAGGCUUUUUACAUGCCCUUUGGAUUUGUUACUGUAGCUGCUUGCAGUUUCUGAUAUUUCAUGGGUCCAAGUGUUUUACACUUUUCCACUAUGAGGACUUUGUAUGAGUUUUACAAUUUACUUUUGCUUGUUGUCCCCAGCUCCUCCCGUCACGUUCAAGGUGAAGUUGAAGAACCUGGAAGUUGAGGAGGAGAACAGUGUGACGUUAUUCUGUGAGCUCUCUAAACCAGGACUGACGGCAGAGUGGAGAAAGGGAGAGGAGCUGCUGAAGAACGGAGUAAAGUACCAGAUAAAGAAGAGAGAGGCAACAAUGGAACUGACAAUAAGGAACGCAGUGCUUGAGGACACCGGAUUCUACAGCUGUUUUUACGCAGAAGCCAAAACCACCGCCACUGUCAACAUCACCCGUAAGAGGAGUUGCUCUUGGUUUGCUAUAACGUUAUUUAACUCUGUUAAGCCUGGUUCCUGUUAAAGGGAUAUUUUACUCAAAAAUGACCAUUUACAUAUCAUUUGCUUAAUCAUCACAGUUUUUUCUCUGAACUGAAAGUGCCCUAUCUUGAAAACUCAACAGCUGACAUGCAACAUUUUUGCGGAUUGUAUUAACAGUGAAUUUAUGAACAAAAUUAAAAGAUAGUUUUUGAGUAAAACAUCCCUUUAAGCACUUGGUGACAUAUUUUAAAAAGCACUACAAACUGUUGGUUUUGAUCUCAUGUCCUCAGCCAUCCCUGUCACCUUCAAGAUGGGUCUUAAGAACCAGGAGGCCUCAGAGGGGGGCAUCGUGACCCUGCGCUGUGAGCUGUCUAAGGCUGGGGUCCCAGUGGAGUGGUGGAAAGGGGAGGAGGAGGUGAGCCCUGGAGGAAGGUACCAGAUGAAGCUGGAGGGAAAAAUAGCAGAGUUGCACAUCAAGAACAUCCAGCCAGAGGACGUGGGGGAGUACAGCUGUAUAUUCGGAGAUCAGAAAACCACUGCUGAAGUCAACGUGAGAGGUACAGUACAUGUUACUGUUGUCUGGCUGUCAUUUUGUGUUUUUUGGAUAUGAAAUGCUCAUUCACCAGGAAAUAAAGAGUUGAAGUAUGGGCCUCCCCAGCAACUGUACCAAAGUGUUCUAGAAUACACAAUAAGCAAGAGGUCAAUGCAGUUGCUCUCUCUCUAACAAUACAUAUUCAAUAUAUUCUAGAACAAUGUUUUGCCAUAACAGACAAAUUGUAACCUACACAGUAUCGUAUAUACACUGUAUAGUAUAGUGCAAUGGCCCCGAAGGACAAGGCAUUUUCUAAUGAUGUCGCUCUCUGUUCCACACAGCUGCUGCCUCAGUGUUCUUUGAAAAGGAGCUGGAGAGCAAUGUGGUGAUGGAGGGGAAGUCCGUGGUCCUCUCCUGUGAGGUCUCCAGCGCCACCGUCCCCGUCACCUGGAAGAAGGACGCCUGCCUGGUCACAGAUGGGGAGAGGUUCACUGUGGGAAAAAAAGGUCCCGUUCACACCCUGGAGAUCAAGAAGCUAAGUCUGGAGGAUGCCGGGGAGUACAGCUGCAUCACUAGGGGAAAGAAGACCACAGCCAUGCUGGUUGUGAAAGGUAGGCCAACCCCAUCCUAGUGGGGACUGAAGUAAAUCUACAGUAUAUCCUCUUUAAACUUACAAAAUUAUAGGAGCACAAUGAGUCUUUGUUUCACCCUGUUUUGGUAUUUGAUUAUUGUUGGUAGAGGAUAGCUUAUACCUUUCCACAAAUAUAAGGGAUGGUGGUAGACCAUCAACAAGAUUAUCUGCAUUAUUUGCAUGGGUCAUCUCAUCUCUGUAUGGCUUGCUACAUUAGCCUAUAAACAACUCUCCUGAUUCUAACUCUACCUCUACAGAGCGUGUGAAAAUAUUGUCAGGUCUGAAGGACAUGAAGAUCAUAGCCGGGCAGGACGCAGUGUUUGUGUGUGAGCUGUCCCACACUGAGGUGAGUGAAGGCGAGUGGUGGCUGGGCUCCAGCCCCCUGCAGAAGAACGAAAUGAACCAGAUGAGCUUUGAGGGCCACCAGCACCGCCUGGUCUUGAGCAUGACCACCCCGGAGGAGACCGGGACAGUGGCCUUCUUGGUCGGGGAGGAGAGGACUUCUGCCCAACUGCUAGUUGUCCCCAAACCCAAAGGUGCGCCACCUCUUUUAAUUUGUUAAUAUACAGUACAAUGUGAAAUUAUUCUCUUUAACCAAUUAUACAGUAUGUGUAUGCAAUUAGAGCGCAUUUACUUUGUUUACUCUGUUUACUGUCUCUGUCAGUACUCAUUGAAAAGAAGCCCCAGGACAUUGACAUCAUGGAAGGGGAGACGGCCACCUUAUCCUGUAUGACCUCUGACCUCAUUACCCCUGUCACAUGGAGAAGGAACAACAUGCCCCUACUGAAUGGAGACAAGUAUGAGACGCGUAAGAAGGGCAAGCUCAACGUACUGCUCAUCCAUGAGACAGAACCAGAGGACUCUGGGAUAUACUCCUGUGACACUGGAGACAUGCAGAGCGGUGCCAAUCUGACGGUCAAUGGUAAAGACAUAGAGUAGCACCGUUUUUCUGUACCUUAGUGAGGGUACGUCAUUCUUACAUUUUACAUUUACGUCAUUUAGCAGACGCUCUUAUCCAGAGCGACUUACAAAUUGGUGCAUUCACCUUAUAGCCAGUGGAAUAACCACUUUACAAUAUGUAUUUUUUUAUUUUUUGGGGGGUGGGGUAAGGGGGUGUAGAAGGAUUACUUUAUCCUAUCCCAGGUAUUCCUUAAAGAGGUGGGGUUUCAAGUGUCUCCGGAAGGUGGUGAGUGACUCCGCUGUCCUGGCGUCGUGAGGGAGCUUGUUCUAUCAUUCUAUGGGGAUGUUCUGUAAGUGCAAUACUCACCUUAAAAUGUAUUUUAUGAACAUUAGAGUAAUAUUAACUUUCUUCCAUCUACCCAGAGCUACCACCGUACUUCGAGGAGGAGCUGCAGGCUGUGGAGGCUGAGGAGGGUGGCACAGCCUUUCUGUUUUGUGAGCUGUCUAAGCCUGGGGUCCCAGUCCAGUGGAGGAAAGGCCGGCUGCCUCUCCAGCCCAACAGGAAGUACCAGAUGAAGCAGGACGGCUGUGUGUUUCAGCUACACAUCAUGGAGCUGAAAAAGGAAGACAGUGGCAGCUACACGUGCCAGGCAGAUGGCGUGGAGACCACAGCCUCUGUGUCUGUGAAAGGUAUGUGUGUGAUGUGUUGUGUAAUAGCACACACCUGUUGAAUGUAGAGGAAUCACACCUCAUCACGGUCAUAUUCAGUGCAACAAAACUCCAAGAAGUAUAAAGUAUAAACACUAAUAUAUGUGUACACAUUUUGAGAGUUGACUUUCCUCUGUGUCCAGUUAAAGUACUCAUUGAGAAGAAUCCCCGGGACACUGUCAUCAUGGAAGGAGAGACGGCCACCUUAUCCUGUACGACCUCUGACCUCACUACCCCUGUCACAUGGAGACUCAACAACAUGCCCCUACUGAACAGAGACAAGUAUGAGAGCCGUAAGGAGGGAAAGCUCAACCUGCUUCUCAUCCACAAUGUGGACCCAGAUGACUCUGGGAUAUACUCGUGCGACACUGGAGACAUGCAGAGCAGUGCCAAUCUGACUGUCACAGGUAAGGAUUUUCUAUAAUCUAGAGAGAAGUAACAUAACCAGGAAUUUAGGUUUAUCUCAGGGAGUUUCAAAAUUCUGAAUUCUUUCUGUGUAUUACUCACCCUAACGUUGGUCAAAUGGAACAUAGAUUUGUAAGUGAGGGCAAGAAUGGGAGGGUGGGACAAAGCUUGGCUUGGGUGGUGUAAAUGGGGGAGAACUGGGAGGGGAGGGGGGGGGGGGGGGGGUGAAGAGGGAUGUAUUUGGUUUGGGAGAGAGAGAGAGAUGGAAGGACUUAAUAAUACUACAAUGUAAUUGUGUUUAUUUUUUGUGACUUGUAAACCCAUUGGAAAAUGAAUAAGAGUUCUGGACAGAUUAGGAAUGUAUGUCAAAUCAUUAUUAUUAGUACUAGUUUAAUAAAGUGUGACAAUAAAAUAAUAACAAAGCUUACAAGCAAUAGAAUGGCAAAGGGCUUACCAGACUUGAUACAUAUCUAUCAAACAGGGUUUAUUAAAAAUAGACACUGACAAACAAAUAGAAGAAUACGUUUCAGUUUAAUACAAUGCACACAAAAAAUGGAUAUAGAUUAUUCAAUAAUGGCUGUUAAUGCCGAAAAGGCUUUCGACUAUCUUGAGUGGCCUUUUCUAUUCAAAACUUUGGAAGAUUUCAUCUUUCCAGCUGAAAUAAUAAAUGUUAUAAAAAUACUGUAUAAAUGUCCUAAAGCAAAAAUAUACUCAAAUAAUACAUUAUCUGAUGAAAUUGCUCUAGAAAGGGGCACAAGACAAGGAUAUCCCCUCUCCCCCCUCCUGUUUGCACUGGCAAUCGAACCGCUUGCAGAAAGAAUUAGACAGGACCCAAAUGUAACAGGUAUCAGUAUUGGUAAACAUGAAUAUAAAAUAAACGUAUUUGCUGAUGAUCUCCUAAUAUACCUGACCAAUAUUGAAAACUCAAUGCCCCCUUUGCUAAAAAUAUUUUCAGAAUGCUCUAAAAUCUCAAGAUAUAAAAUUAUUGUGGAAAGAACAAAAUAAUGGCAAUAGGAAAAAUAAAUGGAAUAACUCAUGAUCUACUGCAAUCCUUUAAGUGGACCACAAAAAAUAUUAAAUACUUAGGACUUAGGAUGCUUAAUAAGUGACAACAAACAACAAAUAUGUAAAGAUAACUUUAUUCCAUUACUCAACAAUAUGAAAGGAGAUCUAAUUAAAUGGAAUAAUCUUCCCAUAAAUCUUCCAGGUAGAAUAAACCUCUUUUAGAAUGGCAUGGCUACCAAAGUUUUUGUAUUUAUUUUCGGUAAUACCAAUUACCCCACCGAAAACAUUCAUAGAAUAUGGAAAGUUUUACAUCUUCCUAAAUCGGAGGGUGGUUUUAACUUUCCGGACUUGGAAUUUUAUCAACUCGCUACCCAAGGCUUUUGUUUGCGACAUAUAGUUAAAUGAACUAAAUAGGAACAAUGGGUACAUAUUGAAGAUGCGCAUGCUCAUCCCCAGAAUCGUUUUAAGUGUCUAAUUUCAAAGGUUAAAGCUAAGAACAUAAACAACUUCAUUGUUAAGAAUACUAUAAUAGGGAAAAAAAUGAAACGUAUUCUACAACAACCAAUAUCACUCCCUAAAAACACAACAUUAUUGAUCAAUCCUUGGAUAGCUUUUCAGAAUUCACAGAUGAAUUGAUCCACAUAUUACAAUAUUGCAGUACAAAAUUCUGAAUUGUAUUACUCUCUUUGUAUUACUCACCCUAACAUUGGUCAAAUGGAACAUAGAUUUGUAAUUCCCUAAUUGUCUUCCCUCUCCAGAGCUGCCUCCAUACUUUGAGGAGGAGCUGCAGGCUGUGGAGGCUGAGGAAGGGGGCACGGCCUUCCUAUCCUGUGAGCUGUCUAAGCCUGGAGUCCAAGUCCAGUGGAGGAAGGGCCGGCUGCCUCUCCAGCCCAACAGGAAGUACCAGAUGAAGCAGGACGGCUGUGUGUUUCAGCUACACAUCAUGGAGCUGAAAAAGGAAGACAGUGGCAGCUACACGUGCCAGGCAGAUGGCGUGGAGACCACAGCCUCUGUGUCUGUGAAAGGUAUGUGUGUGAUGUGUUGUGUAAUAGCACACACCUGUUGAAUGUAGAGGAAUCACACCUCAUCACGGUCAUAUUCAGUGCAACAAAACUCCAAGAAGUAUAAAGUAUAAACACUAAUAUAUGUGUACACAUUUUGAGAGUUGACUUUCCUCUGUGUCCAGUUAAAGUUCUCAUUGAGAAGAAUCUCCAGGACACCGUCAUCAUGGAAGGGGAGACAGCCACCUUAUCCUGUACGACCUCUGACCUCACUACCCCUGUCACAUGGAGACUCAACAACAUGCCCCUAUUGAACAGAGACAAGUAUGAGAGCCGUAAGGAGGGAAAGCUCAACCUGCUUCUCAUCCACAAUGUGGACCCAGAUGACUCUGGGAUAUACUCUUGCGACACUGGAGACAUGCAGAGCAGCGCCAAUCUGACUGUCACAGGUAAGGAUUUUCUAUAAUCUAGAGAGAAGUAACAUAACCAGGAAUUUAGGUUUAUCUCAGGGAGUUUCAAUAUUCUGAACUCUUUCUGUGUAUUACUCACCCUGACAUUGGUCAAAUGGAACGUAGAUUUGUAAGAGAGGGCAAGAAUGGGAGGGUGGGACAAAGCUUGGCUUGGGUGGUGUAAAUGGGGAAGAACUGGGAGGGGGGGGGGGGGGGGGGGGGGGGUGGAGAGGGAUGUAUUUGGUUUGGGAGAGAGAGAUGGAAGGACUUAAUAAUACUACAAUGUAAUUGUGUUAAUUUUUUUGUGACUUGUAAACCCAUUGGAAAAUGAAUAAGAGUUCUGGACAGAUUAGGAAUGUAUGUCAAAUCAUUAUUAUUAGUACUAGUUUAAUAAAUUGUGACAUUAAAAUAAUAACAAAGCUUACAAGCAAUAGAAUGGCAAAGGGCUUUCCAGACUUGAUACAUAUCAAUCAAACAGGGUUUAUUAAAAAUAGACACUGACAAACAAAUAGAAGAAUACGUUUCAGUUUAAUACAAUGCACAAAAUAAAUGGAUAUAGAUGAAUUAAUAAUGGCUGUUAAUGCCGAAAAGGCUUUCGACUAUCUUGAGUGGCCUUUUCUAUUCAAAACUUUGGAAGAUUUCAUCUUUCCAGCUGAAAUAUUAAAUGUUAUAAAAAUACUGUAUAAAUGUCCUAAAGCAAAAAUAUACUCAAAUAAUACAUUAUCUGAUGAAAUUGCUUUAGAAAGGGGCACAAGACAAGGAUAUCCCCUCUCCCCCCUCCUGUUUGCACUGGCAAUCGAACCGCUUGCAGAAAGAAUUAGACAGGACCCAAAUGUAACAGGUAUCAGUAUUGGUAAACAUGAAUAUAAAAUAAACGUAUUUGCUGAUGAUCUCCUAAUAUACCUGACCAAUAUUGAAAACUCAAUGCCCCCUUUGCUAAAAAUAUUUUCAGAAUGCUCUAAAAUCUCAAGAUAUAAAAUUAUUGUGGAAAGAACAAAAUAAUGGCAAUAGGAAAAAUAAAUGGAAUAACUCAUGAUCUACUGCAAUCCUUUAAGUGGACCACAAAAAAUAUUAAAUACUUAGGACUUAGGAUGCUUAAUAAGUGACAACAAACAACAAAUAUGUAAAGAUAACUUUAUUCCAUUACUCAACAAUAUGAAAGGAGAUCUAAUUAAAUGGAAUAAUCUUCCCAUAAAUCUUCCAGGUAGAAUAAACCUCUUUUAGAAUGGCAUGGCUACCAAAGUUUUUGUAUUUAUUUUCGGUAAUACCAAUUACCCCACCGAAAACAUUCAUAGAAUAUGGAAAGUUUUACAUCUUCCUAAAUCGGAGGGUGGUUUUAACUUUCCGGACUUGGAAUUUUAUCAACUCGCUACCCAAGGCUUUUGUUUGCGACAUAUAGUUAAAUGAACUAAAUAGGAACAAUGGGUACAUAUUGAAGAUGCGCAUGCUCAUCCCCAGAAUCGUUUUAAGUGUCUAAUUUCAAAGGUUAAAGCUAAGAACAUAAACAACUUCAUUGUUAAGAAUACUAUAAUAGGGAAAAAAAUGAAACGUAUUCUACAACAACCAAUAUCACUCCCUAAAAACACAACAUUAUUGAACAAUCCUUGGAUAGCUUUUCAGAAUUCACAGAUAAAUUGAUCCACAUAUUACAAUAUUGCAGUACAAAAUUCUGAAUUGUAUUACUCUCUUUGUAUUACUCACCCUAACAUUGGUCAAAUGGAACAUAGAUUUGUAAUUCCCUAAUUGUCUUCCCUCUCCAGAGCUGCCUCCAUACUUUGAGGAGGAGCUGCAGGCUGUGGAGGCUGAGGAAGGGGGCACGGCCUUCCUAUCCUGUGAGCUGUCUAAGCCUGGAGUCCAAGUCCAGUGGAGGAAGGGCCGGCUGCCUCUCCAGCCCAACAGGAAGUACCAGAUGAAGCAGGACGGCUGUGUGUUUCAGCUACACAUCAUGGAGCUGAAAAAGGAAGACAGUGGCAGCUACACGUGCCAGGCAGAUGGCGUGGAGACCACAGCCUCUGUGUCUGUGAAAGGUAUGUGUGUGAUGUGUUGUGUAAUAGCACACACCUGUUGCAUGUAGAGGAAUCACACCUCAUCACGGUCAUAUUCAGUGCAACAAAACUCCAAGAAGUAUAAAGUAUAAACACUAAUAUAUGUGUACACAUUUUGAGAGUUGACUUUCCUCUGUGUCCAGUUAAAGUACUCAUUGAGAAGAAUCCCCGUGACACCGUCAUCAUGGAAGGGGAGACAGCCACCUUAUCCUGUACGACCUCUGACCUCACUACCCCUGUCACAUGGAGACUCAACAACAUGCCCCUACUGAACAGAGACAAGUAUGAGAGCCGUAAGGAGGGAAAGCUCAACCUGCUUCUCAUCCACAAUGUGGACCCAGAUGACUCUGGGAUAUACUCGUGCGACACUGGAGACAUGCAGAGCAGCGCCAAUCUGACUGUCACAGGUAAGGAUUUUCUAUAAUCUAGAGAGAAGUAACAUAACCAGGAAUUUAGGUUUAUCUCAGGGAGUUUCAAAAUUCUGAAUUCUUUCUGUGUAUUACUCACCCUAACAUUGGUCAAAUGGAACAUAGAUUUGUAAGAGAGGGCAAGAGUGGGAGGGUGGGACAAAGCUUGGCUUGGGUGGCGUAAAUGGGGAAGAACUGGGAGGGGGGGGGGGGGGGGGGGGGGGGGUGGAGAGGGAUGUAUUUGGUUUGGGAGAGAGAGAUGGAAGGACUUAAUAAUAAUACAAUGUAAUUGUGUUUAUUUUUUGUGUGACUUGUAAACCCAUUGGAAAAUCAAUAAGAGUUCUGGACAGAUUAGGAAUGUAUGUCAAAUCAUUAUUAUUAGUACUAGUUUAAUAAAUUGUGACAAUAAAAUAAUAACAAAGCUUACAAGCAAUAGAAAGGCAAAGGGCUUACCAGACUUGAUACAUAUCAAUCAAACAGGGUUUAUUAAAAAUAGACACUGACAAACAAAUAGAAGAAUACGUUUCAGUUUAAUACGAUGCACAAAAAAAAUGGAUAUAGAUUAAUCAAUAAUGGCUGUUAAUGCCGAAAAGGCUUUCGACUAUCUUGAGUGGCCUUUUCUAUUCAAAACUUUGGAAGAUUUCAUCUUUCCAGCUGAAAUAUUCAAUGUUAUAAAAAUACUGUAUAAAUGUCCUAAAGCAAAAAUAUACUCAAAUAAUACAUUAUCUGAUGAAAUUGCUUUAGAAAGGGGCACAAGACAGGGAUAUCCCCUCUCCCCCCUCCUGUUUGCACUGGCAAUCGAACCACUUGCAGAAAUAAUUAGACAGGACCCAAAUGUAACAGGUAUCAGUAUUGGUAAACAUGAAUAUAAAAUAAACGUAUUUGCUGAUGAUCUCCUAAUAUACCUGACCAAUAUUGAAAACUCAAUGCCCCCUUUGCUAAAAAUAUUUUCAGAAUGCUCUAAAAUCUCAAGAUAUAAAAUUAUUGUGGAAAGAACAAAAUAAUGGCAAUAGGAAAAGGAAAUUGAAUAACUCAUGAUCUACUGCAAUCCUUUAAGUGGACCACAAAAAAUAUUAAAUACUUAGGACUUAGGAUGCUUAACAAGUGACAACAAACAACAAAUAUGUAAAGAUAAUUUUAUUCCAUUACUCAACAAUAUGAAAGGAGAUCUAAUUAAAUGGAAUAAUCUUCCCAUAAAUCUUACAGGUAGAAUAAACCUCUUUUAGAAUGGCAUGGCUACCAAAGUUAUUGUAUUUAUUUUCGGUAAUACCAAUUACCCCACCGAAAACAUUCAUAGAAUAUGGAACGUUUUACAUCUUCCUAAGUCGGAGGGUGGUUUUAACUUUCCGGACUUGGAAUUGUAUCAAUUCGCUACCCAAGGCUUUUGUUUGCGACAUAUAGUUAAAUGAACUAAAUAGGAACAAUGGGUUCAUAUUGAAGAUGCGCAUGCUCAUCCCCAGAAUCGUUUUAAGUGUCUAAUUUCAAAGGUUAAAGCUAAGAACAUAAACAACUUCAUUGUUAAGAAUACUAUAAUAGGGAAGAAAAUGAAACGUAUUCUACAACAACCAAUAUCACUCCCUAAAAACACAACAUUAUUGAACAAUCCUUGGAUAGCUUUUCAGAAUUCACAGAUAAAUUGAUCCACAUAUUACAAUAUUGCAGUACAAAAAUUCUGAAUUGUAUUACUCUCUUUGUAUUACUCACCCUAACAUUGGUCAAAUGGAACAUAGAUUUGUAAUUCCCUAAUUGUCUUCCCUCUCCAGAGCUGCCUCCAUACUUUGAGGAGGAGCUGCAGGCUGUGGAGGCUGAGGAAGGGGGCACGGCCUUCCUAUCCUGUGAGCUGUCUAAGCCUGGAGUCCAAGUCCAGUGGAGGAAGGGCCGGCUGCCUCUCCAGCCCAACAGGAAGUACCAGAUGAAGCAGGACGGCUGUGUGUUUCAGCUACACAUCAUGGAGCUGAAAAAGGAAGACAGUGGCAGCUACACGUGCCAGGCAGAUGGCGUGGAGACCACAGCCUCUGUGUCUGUGAAAGGUAUGUGUGUGAUGUGUUGUGUAAUAGCACACACCUGUUGCAUGUAGAGGAAUCACACCUCAUCACGGUCAUAUUCAGUGCAACAAAACUCCAAGAAGUAUAAAGUAUAAACACUAAUAUAUGUGUACACAUUUUGAGAGUUGACUUUCCUCUGUGUCCAGUUAAAGUACUCAUUGAGAAGAAUCCCCGGGACACCAUCAUCAUGGAAGGGGAGACAGCCACCUUAUCCUGUACGACCUCUGACCUCACUACCCCUGUCACAUGGAGACUCAACAACAUGCCCCUACUGAACAGAGACAAGUAUGAGAGCCGUAAGGAGGGAAAGCUCAACCUGCUUCUCAUCCACAAUGUGGACCCAGAUGACUCUGGGAUAUUCUCUUGCGACACUGGAGACAUGCAGAGCAGCGCCAAUCUGACUGUCACAGGUAAGGAUUUUCUAUAAUCUAGAGAGAAGUAACAUAACCAGGAAUUUAGGUUUAUCUCAGGGAGUUUCAAAUUCUGAACUCUUCCUGUGUAUUACUCACCCUAACAUUGGUCAAAUGGAACAUAGAUUUGUAAGAGAGGGCAAGAGUGGGAGGGUGGGACAAAGCUUGGCUUGGGUGGCGUAAAUGGGGAAGAACUGGGAGGGGGUGGUGGAGGGGAUUUAUUUGGUUUGGGAGAGAGAGAUGGAAGGACUUAAUAAUACUACUUUUUUUUGUGACUUGUAAACCCAUUGUGAAAUGAAUAAGAGUUCUGGACAGAUUAAGAAUGUCCUCUACCAGUCAAAAGUGUGGACACACCUACUCAUUCCAAGGUUUUCUUUUUAUUUAUUUUUACAAUUUUUUACAUUGUAGAAUAAUAGUUAAGACAUCUAAACUAUGAAAUACCACAUAUGGAAUCAUGUAGUACCUAAAAAAUAUCAAAAUAAUUUUAUAUUUGAGAUUCUUCAAACAGCCACCCUUUUCCUUGUUGACAGCUUUGCACACUCUUGGCGUUCUCUCAACCAGCUUCAUGAGGUAGUCACCUGGAAUGCAUUUCAAUUAACAGGUGUGCCUUCUUAAAAGUUAAUUUGUGGAAUUUCUUUCUAUCUUAAUGCAUUUGAACCAAUCAGUUGUGUUGUGACAAGGUAUGCAGAAGAUAGCCCUAUUUGGUAAAAGACCAAGUCCAUAUUAUGGCAAGAACACCUUAAAUAAGCAAAGAGAAACGACAGUCCAUCAUUACUUUAAGACGUGAAGGUCAGUCAAUACGGAACAUUUCAAGAACUUUGAAAGUUUCUUCAAGUGCAGUCGCAAAAACCAUCAAGCGCUAUGAUGAAACUGUCUCUCAUGAGGACCACCACAGGAAUGGAAGACCCAGAGUUACCUCUGCUGCAGAGGAUAAGUUCAUUAGAGUUACCAGCCUCAGAAAUUGCAGCCCAAAUAAAUGCUUCACAGAGUUCAAGUAACAGACACAUCUCAACAUUAACUCUUCAGAGGGGACUGUGUGUAUCAGGUUUUCAUGUUCAAAUUGCUCCAAAGAAACCACUACUAAAGGACACCAAUAAGAAGAAGAGACCUGCUUGGGCCAAGAAACACGAGCAAUGGAUAUUAGACCGGUGGAAAUGUUUCCUUUGGUCUGGAGUCCAAAUUUGAGAUUUUUAGUUCAAACUGCCGUGUCUUUGUGAGACGCGGUGUGGGUGAACGGAUGAUCUCCGCAUGUGUAGUUCCCACCGUGAAGCAUGGAGGAGGAGGUGCUAUUUUGCAUGGGUGCUUUGCUGGUGACACUGUCUGUGAUUAAUUUUGAAUUCAAGGCACACUUAACCAGCAUGGCUACCACAGCAUUCUGCAGCGAUACGCCAUCCCAUCUGGUUUGGGCUUAGUGGGACUAUCAUUUGUUUUUCAACAGGACAAUGACCCAAUACACCUCCAGACUGUGUAGGGGCUAUUUAACCAUGAAGGAGAGUGAUGGAGUGCUGCAUCAGAUGACGUGGCCUCCACAAUCCCCCAACCUCAAUCCAAUUGAGAUGGUUUGGGAUGAGUCGGACGGCAGAGUGAAGGAAAUGCAGCCAACAAGUGCUUAGCAUAUGUGGGAAUUCCUUCAAGACUGUUGGAGAAUAAUUCCAGGUGAAGCUGGUUGAGAGAAUGCCAAGAGUGUAUAAAGCUGUCAUCAAGCCAAAGGGUGGCUAUUUGAAGAAUCUCAAAUCUUAAAUAUAUUUUGAUUUGUUUAACACUUUUUUGGUUACUACAUGAUUCCAUAUGUGUUAUUUAAUAGUUUUGAUUUCUUCACUAUUAUUCUACAAUGUAGAAAAUAGUAAAAAUAAAGAAAAACCUUUGAAUGAGUAGGUGUUCUAAAACUUUUGACCGGUAGUGUAAAUGGAAUAAUCUUCCCAUAAAUCUUACAGGUAGAAUAAACCUCUUUAGAAUGGCAUGGCUCCCAAAGUUGUUGUAUUUAUUUUCGGUAAUACCAAUUACCCAACCGAAGACAUUCAUAUAAUAAAAAGGAACGUUUUACAUCUUCCUAAGUCUGAGGGUGGUUUUAACCUUCCAGACCUGGAAUUGUAUCAAUUCGCUACCCAAGGCUUUUGCUUGAGACAUAUAGUUAAAUGCACUAAAGAGGAACAAUGGGGACAUAUUGAAGAUGCGCAUGCUCAUCCCGCAAAUAACUUCGGCAAUAACCAAUAUCUCUCCCUAAAAACACAGCCUUAUGGAACAAUCCUUUCGAUAGCUUUUCAGAAUUCACUGAUAAAUUGAUCCACAUAUUACAAUACAAUAUUCUGAAUUCUCUCUUUCUAUUACUCACCCUAACAUUGGUCAAAUGGAACAUAGAUUUGGAAUUCCCUUAUUGUCUUCCAUCUACCCAGAGCUGCCUCCAUACUUUGAGGAGGAGCUGCAGGCUGUGAAAGCUGAGGAAAGAGGCACAGCCUUCCUGUCCUGUGAGCUGUCUAAGCCUGGAGUCCCAGUCCAGUGGAGGAAGGGCCAGCUGCCUCUCAGGCCCAACAGAAAGUACCAGAUGAAGCAGGACGGCUGUGUGUUUCAGCUACACAUCAUGGAGCUGAAGCCCGAGGACAGUGGCAGCUACACGUGCCAGGCAGGUGGCGUGGAGACCACCGCCUCUGUGUCUGUGAAAGGUAUGUGUGUGAUUUGUUGUGUAAUAGCACACACCUGCUGCCUGUAGAGGAAUCACACCUCAUCUCGGUCAUAUUCAGUGCAACAAAACUUCAAGAAGUAUAAAGUAUAAACACUAAUAUAUGUGUACACAUUUUGAGAGUUGACUUUCCUCUGUGUCCAGUUAAAGUACUCAUUGAGAAGAAUCCCCGGGACACCGUCAUCAUGGAAGGAGAGACGGCCACCUUAUCCUGUACGACCUCUGACCUCACUACCCCUGUCACAUGGAGACGCAACAACAUGCCCCUAUUGAACAGAGACAAGUACGAGAAUUGUAAGCAGGGCAAGCUCAACCUUCUUCUCAUCCACAAUGUGGACCCAGAUGACUCUGGGAUAUACUCCUGUGACACUGGAGACAUGCAGAGCAGCGCCAAUCUGACUGUCACAGGUAAGGAUUUCCCAUCUUCUAGAGAGAAGUAACAUAACCAGGAACUCAGGUUUAUCUCAGGGGGUUACAAUAUUCUGAAAUCUCUCUUUGCAUUACUCACCCUAACAUUGGUCAAAUAGAUUUGCAAAUCCCUAAUUGUCUUCAGUCUCUCCAGAGCUGCCUCCAUACUUUGAGGAGGUGCUGCAGGCUGUGGAGGCUGAGGCGGGGGGCACAGCCUGCCUGUCCUGUGAGCUGUCUAAGCCUGGAGUCCCAGUCCAGUGGAGGAAGGGCCAGCUGCCUCUCAGGCCCAACAGGAAGUAUCAGAUGAAGCAGGACGACUGUGUGUUUCAGCUACACAUCUUGGAGCUGAAGCACGACGACAGUGGCAGCUACACGUGCCAGGCAGGUGGUGUGGAGACCACUGCCUCUGUGGCAGUAAAGCCUCUCCCAGCCAAGACAGAACCUCCCAAGACAAUGCCUCCCACAAAGGCUCCCACAAAGGCUGUAUCUCCUACUCCUCCACCAGAGGAGGCCCAUCCUGGCCCUCCAGAGCCAAAGAAAUGUGGCAUGGCCCGGGCAUCCAUUGUGGAGUCAGAGAAAGACCUGGAGCCUGAGGAAAAAGAGACAGUGGUAGACCUACAUGAGAAAAUGUCAUUAAGGUCUAUGGGUAAUCAGACUAAGGUAGACCAGCAGGAGAAACAGCAAGUGAAACAGACAGUAAGUAUGGUGAAGGAUACCAUAGUAGAAAAGACAGAGAAACAGCUAGUACCACCAUUGAGGUCUAAAGGGAAGGAAGCAUCUAUGGUGAAGGAGACACAGAUAGACCAGAGGGAGAAAGAGCCAGUGAAACUGCCAGUAAGAGCUAUGGUGAGGGACACAGAGGAACAGAAGUCAUUGAAGUCUAUGGUGAAGGAGAUUGAAGUAGACCACGUGGUGAAACAGCCUGUGCCACCAGCGAGACAAGCAUCUAUAGUGUCGGAUGAUGGGGUGGACGAGGUGAGGAAACAGCCAGUUCCACCAGCGAGACGAGCAUCUGUAGUUUCAGUUUCGGAUCCUGGGGUAGACGAGGUAAGGAAACAUCCAGUUCCACCAGCGAGACAAGCAUCUGUAGUGUCGGAUGCUGGGAUAGACCAAGUGGUGAAACAGCCAGUUCCACCAGCGAGACGAGCAUCUGUAGUUUCAGUUUCGGAUCCUGGGGUAGAUGAGGUAAGGAAACAGCCAGUUCCACCAGCGAGACAAGCAUCUGUAGUGUCAGAUGCUGGGAUAGACCAAGUGGUGAAACAGCCAGUUCCACCAGUGAGACGAGCAUCUGUAGUUUCAGUUUCGGAUCCUGGGGUAGACGAGGUAAGGAAACAGCCAGUUCCACCAGCGAGACAAGCAUCUAUAGUGUCCGAUGCUGGGGUAGACGAGGUGAGGAAAUGGACAGUUCAACCAGCGAGGCGAGCAUCUGUAGUUUCAGUUUCGGAUACUGGGGUAGAUGAGGUGAGGAAACAGCCUGUGCCACCAGUGAGGCGAACAUCUGUAGUUUCAGUUUCGGAUACUGUGAUAAACGAGGUGAGGAAACAGCCAGUUCCACCAGUGAGACGAGCAUCUGUAGUGUCGGAUGCUGGGAUAGAGCAAGUAGUGAAACAGCCAGUUCCACCAGCGAGACAAGCAUCUGUAGUGUCGGAUUCUGGGAUAGACCAAGGGAUGAAACAGCCAGUUUCACCAGCAAGACAAGCAUCUGUAGUGUCGGAUGCUGGGGUAUAUGAGGUGAGGGAAGGGACAGUCCCAGAGGCGAGACGAACAUCUAUAGCGUCGGAUAAUGGGGUAGACGAGGUGAGGAAACGGCCAGUUCCACCAGCGAGGCGAGCAUCUGUAGUUUCAGUUUCGGAUACUGUGAUAAACGAGGUGAGGAAACAACCAGUUCGACCAGUGAGACAAGCAUCUGUAGUGUCGGAUGCUGUGAUAGAGCAAGUAGUGAAACAGCUAGUUCCACCAGCUAGACAAGCAUCUGUAGUGUCAGAUUCUGGGAUUGAGCAAGGGAUGAAACAGCCAGUUCCAGCAGCGAGGCGAGCAUCUGUAGUUUCAGUUUCGGAUACUGGGGUAGAUGAGGUGAGGAAACAGCCAGUGCCACCAGCGAGACGAGCGUCUGUAGUUUCAGUUUCAGAUACUGGGGUAGACGAGAUGAGGAAGCAGCCAGUUCCACCAGUGAGACGAGCAUCUGUAGUGUCGGAUUCUGGGAUAGACCAAGGGAUGAAACAGCCAGUUCCACCAGCGAGACGAGCAUCUGUAGUGUCGGAUGCUGGGGUAGACGAGGUGAGGAAACGGCCAGUUCCACCAGCGAGGCGAGCAUCUGUAGUUUCAGUUUCGGAUACGGUGAUAAACGAGGUGAGGAAACAGCCAGUGCCACCAGCGAGACAAGCAUCUAUAAUGUCAGAUGCUGGGGUAGACGAGGUGAGGAAACAACCAGUUCCACCAGCGAGACAAGCAUCUGUAGUGUCGGAUGCUGGGAUAGAGCAAGUAGUGAAACAGCUAGUUCCACCAGCUAGACAAGCAUCUGUAGUGUCAGAUUCUGGGAUUGAGCAAGGGAUGAAACAGCCAGUUCCAGCAGCGAGGCGAGCAUCUGUAGUUUCAGUUUCGGAUACUGGGGUAAAUGAGGUGAGGAAACAGCCAGUGCCACCAGCGAGACGAGCGUCUGUAGUUUCAGUUUCAGAUACUGGGGUAGACGAGAUGAGGAAGCAGCCAGUUCCACCAGUGAGACGAGCAUCUGUAGUGUCGGAUUCUGGGAUAGACCAAGGGAUGAAACAGCCAGUUCCACCAGCGAGACGAGCAUCUGUAGUGUCGGAUGUUGGGGUAGAUGAGGUGAGGAAACGGCCAGUUCCAGCAGUGAGGCGAGCAUCUGUAGUUUCAGUUUUGGAUAAUGGGGUAGACGUGGUGAGGAAACAGCCAGUUCCACCAGCGAGACGAGCAUCUGUAGUAUCGGAUGUUGGGAUAGACCAAGUAGUGAAACAGCCAGUGCCACCAGCGAGACGAUCAUCUAUAGUGUCCGAUGCUGGGGUAGAACAGAUAAUUAGAUCUUUUAGAUCUAAAAAGGAGCUAGAUGUAGAAAUAGACAAUCAGGAGAAACAGCCAGUGAAGUAUAUGGUGAAGGAGACAGAGAUAGAACAGAGGGAUAAACAGCCAGCAAGGUCUACAGUACAGGAGACUGAAAAACCCAAGAUGGCGGAGGACGAUAACCAACUCCAUAUCUCAGAGGAUGAGUCCUUCACUGAGGCCCCCACCCAGGUAACAGUCAACCAGAAGACCAGCAAGCCUGUAGUCGCUGUUGCUGGAGUUCCCAAGGGGCUACAGAUGACUCAGCAAGUUGACGAGAUUGCACCUGACAGUGUCGAGGAUGAACAUGAGAUGCUGGAAGCUGCCAUUAAGAUCCAGGCAGCUUUCAAGGGAUACAAGACCCGCAAAGACAUGCGGCCUGUCUUCAAGCAGGUGUUUAAGAACCAGAGUGCUGAGAUCAACGGUACCAUCGAGCUGGAGUGCGUGGUGGAAGGAAAGCUCAACGCAGUACGCUGGCUGAAGAACAGCCAGGAGAUCAUAGGAGACCAACGCCACAACAUGAACACCUCAGAGGAUGGCAUCUGCACACUGGUGAUCAUCAACAUGUCUGCCAUAGACACUGGGGUCUAUACCUGUGAGGUGGUCAACAACUUUGGUGUGACCUCAUAUAAUGGCAACAUUACUGUGGGUGAACCUCAAAAGCCUCCAUCCUCUACCCAGAGGCCUGCAGCCCCAGCCCCAGCCCAGCCCUCCAGCCCUUCUGUGCACCCAGUCCUGGCCUCCAUUGGCCCUCUCCAGCCAGGCCAGACCUCCACCUCCGGGAAGGAGACUAUGGAUUCUGUGGUGAGUGAGGGGAUCUCCCUGUGGCAGGCCUACAAUCUGACCGAGGAGGAUUCCCACAUGACCCUGCAGGAGAGGAGGAGGGCCUCCCUUAUCACUGCCAGCUCUAGUAAGUCAAGUUAUAAACAUUAUAGAUGUCCUUAGUAUGUGAACUGGGUCAUAUGCAGUAAUUGUGUCUGCAUUUGCUAGGAGUGAGUUGUAGCUGUCUGUUGAUAGACUGAAAAUCAUCUUUGCAUUAUUAAAGGGGCAAUUUGUACAUCAAACACUGUAUACAGGGGCGUCAUCACCCCAAAAGUCUGAGGGGGCACAAAGUACGUGAGGAUGGCUGGGAUGUGGGCCGUCGGGGGGCUGUGUCUCCGGUCCUUAAGUUGGAGAAUUUAUAAUUUUACAAACACCUGAAACAGCUUUUUCCUGCAAUCUAGAGCCAUAAACAUUAUGCUUAAUUCUGUGUAAAGAAAAAUUUAUAUUUUUCUGCAUGUCUAAGCAUACCUUUUCAGCUGUCUGUAUCCUCCUGACUGGUGGUUCUUUUUCGAAAGAAACGAAAUAUGCUUCUCUGCAUCUCUGCUAAAAUCUGGCUAAAAUAUUGAAAGGAAUGUGAGUCUUAUUCAGUACAUUCAGUUUAUUGCUUGCUUUUCUAAAGUCUACCAACCUUGCCUGCAGGCAUGCCAGCUAAGUUACUAAGACAAGCUAGUUAUGAGGUUGGGAGUUUGGGAACCUAUCUGGGCUAGCUAAAACCAACUUCAUAAAAUUGCUAAGUGGCUAGUAGUAUUACAGAGAAAAAAACUAACAACAACAAAAAUAAUAAUAUUAUUUUAUUUGUAAAAAAAUUUACAGGACAAAUCUGAGGGGGAACGUGCCCCUGUGCCGCCUAUGGGCAUGACACCUCUGCUGUAUACCCUCAAAACAUGGUCAAAACUAUCAUUUUGAUCUCAUGGAUGGUCAGUCCUCGCAUCCAUGGCUCUGUUUAUGAAUUAGAGUGUACUUACAUUCCUCCACUCUCAUCCCUCAGGUGUUUACCAAAACAGUAGCGGGGAGGCCACUUUGUUGUUGUUGAAUUGCAGAUUGCCCCUUUAACUGACAGCAGAUUGCCCCUUUAGCUGACAAUUAUCAUUUAUUUUCUCUGUUACCCCAGUGUCUAGUCCCUCUGACUACGACACAGCUCCAGAUUUCAUAGAGCCUGCUGACAUAAUCCCCAAAGAUCACCCCAGGUAAGUCCUUCACAAUCAUCAUUUAACAUUUAACUAUAUCCCCCCGUUCUAUGGCAUUAUCAUGUGUUAAUAAGGAAAUAUAUUCCCACAGGGAAAAGGAAGCCAUUAAGUCAGAGGACCAGUUACCCCAUAAGGAGGAGAAAGAACAGAAAGUCAUCCCUCAACCACCGAGGCAUUUGAAUGUCCAAGGUCAGCCAUAUUCUGUUAUGUUGUUAGAUCUAAAUAUUGAGUUGUUACCUUUUGUGGUGAUGGUAUUUCACAUGUUGUACUGAAUCCAUUCACUUUAACACUAAUGGCUGUAAAUGUAAUAAUAAUGUAAUAUCAUGCACAAGGUAAUGGGUUUCACUCUACAUUGUUUUGUGUAGAGUAGAGACAGAGUUAUAGAAAUAGAAAAUAACAGGCAUAAGUUCAAUGUCUCUUAACUACCUCUGCACCUUCUCCAAUAGGAGAAGAAACAGUGAUGCUUAGACCUAUACAAGUAUUUGUGCACUUGCAAUGCAUGUGGCACCAGAAUUUGCAUACCAGUGACGUGCAGUGAGGUCGGUGGCUGGUUAAGCACUGGCUAUUAUCAAAGCCAGAUUUACUCACAAAUAAACCUUGAUGAAUCCCGAGUUCACCAUACAACAGAUAGCUCCAACAACCAGAGUGACAUACAUUAGGCUAUUAACCGAAAUUGACAAACAAUUUUCAUAAAAUGUAAAUACCAAUGUAGCCAAGAAACACAAGCGAUAGCCUCUGAUGGUGUGUCACGAUCGUUGAAAGGAGUGGACCAAUGCGCAGCGUGGAAUGCGAACAUACUUUUAUUAAGUACUUAAUACAAUGCAACAAAACAACAAAACGAUACGUGAAGUCCUUGGGUACAUACACAAACCAUACACGGAACAAGAUCCCACAAACACAAAUGCCCAAACGGCUGCCUAAGUAUGGUACCCAAUCAGAGACAACAAGCAACAGCUGAUUCUCGUUGCCUCUGAUUGAGAACCACCCCGGCCAACAUAGAAACACAAUGAACUAGAUCCUGAACAUAGAAACACAAAACAUAGACUCUACACACCCUGGCUCAACAUAACAGAGUCCCCAGAGCCAGGGCGUGACAGUACCCCCCCCCCCCCAAAGGCGCGGACUGCGACCGCGGCAAACAUAAACCGAACAGGGGAGGGCCGGGUGGGCAUUCCUUCUCGGAGGCGGAUCCGGCUCCGGGCGUGACCACCACCCUCUAAUAACCCCCCCGUAGUGCCCCUGGUCUGGUCUGGCCCCGUUGGCUGGAGCUGGACUGGACAUCAGUGGAGCGGAUUGCUUAGGCUCCGGUGUGGAGCAGCUGACCGGUACCUGACCAGGCACCGGUGAACCGGGCACGGGCUGUGCCGGACUGACGACACGCACCCCUGGCUUGGUGCGGGGAGCAGGAACGGGCCGGACCGGGCUGACGACGCGCACCAUUGGCUUGGUGCGGGGAGCAGGAACAGGCCGGGCCGGGCUGGCGACGCGCACCAUAGGCUUGGUGCGGGGAGCAGGAACGGGCCAGACCGGGCUGGUGACGCGCACCACAGGCUUGGUGCGGGGAGCAGGAACAGGCCGGACCGGACAGACGAUGCGCCCCACAGGCUUGGUGCGGGGAGCAGGAACAGGCCGGGCCGGGCUGGCGACGCGCACCAUUAGCUUGGUGCGGGGAGCAGGAACAGGCCGGGCUGGCGACGCGCACCAUUGGCUUGGUGCGGGGAGCAGGAACAGGCCGGGCCGGGCUGGCGACGCGCACCAUAGACUUGGUGCGGGAAGCAGGAACGGGCCGGACCGGGCUGGCGACGCGCACCAUUGGCUUGGUGCGGGGAGCAGGAACGGGCCGGGCCGGGCUGACGACGCGCACCAUAGGCUUGGUGCGGGGAGCAGGAACGGGCCAGACCGGGCUGGCGACGCGCACCACAGGCUUGGUGCGGGGAGCAGGAACAGGCCGGACCGGACUGACGAUGCGCCCCACAGGCUUGGUGCGGGGAGCAGGAACAGGCCGGGCCGGGCUGGCGACGCGCACCAUUGGCUUGGUGCGAGGGGCAGGAACAGGCCGGACCGGGCUGGCGACGCGCACCAUUGGCUUGGUGCGAGGGGCAGGAACAGGCCAGACCGGGCUGACGACGCGACCAUUGGCUUGGUGCGAGGGGCAGGAACCGGCCGGGCCGGGCUGGCGACGCGCAUCACAGGCUUGGUGCGAGGGACAGGAACAGGCCGGACCGGGCUGGCGACGCGCAUCACAGGCUUGGUGCGAGGGACAGGAACCGGCCGGACCGGGCUGGCGACGCGCAUCACAGGCUUGGUGCGAGGGACAGGAACAGGCCGGACCGCACUUGGAACACACACCACUGUCCUUACACGGGGAUCAGGAACGGGCCGGACCGGACUGGCAACACACUUCAGUACCUCUCGCCGUGCCUCUACACUUUCCUUCCCUCUACUCACCAAUGGCUCCCGUAACCUGGUGGCCUUCUCUCCUCGUCCACUAACUCACCCUUUUUCUGCCUCCAGCAGCCCCGUCGCCCAUGCCAUGUGCCCCCCCCUAAACAUUUAUUGGGGGUGCCUCUCGUCUGUCCGAUGACGACACUGUUGGCGCCGUACCUCCUCUCUCGCCAGGGCUUUAACCCUUGCCCAUGGUCCUCUGCCCUCGAACAUGUCCUCCCAGGACCACCAUUGGCCCACCUGGGCCAUCGCCAACUUCUCCAGCUCCCUACCCGGCGUUUGCUCCGACACACGCUGCUUGGUCCAGUUUUGGUGGGAUCUUCUGUCACGAUCGUUGAAAGGAGUGGACCAAUGCGCAGCGUGGAAUGCGAACAUACUUUUAUUAAGUACUUAAUACAAUGCAACAAAACAACAAAACGAUACAUGAAGUCCUUGGGUACAUACACAAACCAUACACGGAACAAGAUCCCACAAACACAAAUGCCCAAACGGCUGCCUAAGUAUGGUACCCAAUCAGAGACAACAAGCAACAGCUGAUUCUCGUUGCCUCUGAUUGAGAACCACCCCGGCCAACAUAGAAACACAAUGAACUAGAUCCUGAACAUAGAAACACAAAACAUAGACUCUACACACCCUGGCUCAACAUAACAGAGUCCCCAGAGCCAGGGCGUGACAUGGUGGCAUAUUUCAUAGCUAUCAUCUGACAAAAUAACACACUGUUGGAUAGUAAAGCAUUAUUACUUUCAGUGCCUGAUCAGUGAGAAUAUAAUUAUUUUCACUAAAGGAAACACCUUGGCAAGAAGGCUCACAUGUUAGGCUGCAUAGCGAGCAUACAAUGCUAAAACAACACAGAGUGCUAGCAGCUCCUGCUCAAGAACAUUCCAUUGAGCUUGUGUACAAGGAUAACAUUCUAGACAACAGAAUUCCGACUCAAUGUACUGUAUGAAUAAUGUUUACAAGGAAUAUAUUUCACAAUUGUAAGUAAAAAUAUAGUGAUAUUUACAAGUUUAAUGUCAUUAGCAGAGCAGAAAAAAUACAUUCUCUAAUAGAGCUGAAGACAGGAGAAAAUGAAAUUGACAAUGUAACAGGUUCAUAGGAGAUGGACCAAACCAUUUCACGCGUUUUUGAUCGUCAUAUUUUCUUAUAACAGGUCUGCUAAACUCAGAUGACAGAUGCAGUUUUGUAUUGAUUUUACAAAUUAUACACCAUCAUGCAUGGUAAAAUAAUAAGGCAAUACCACAAGUAGAACAUUUAUUCAGAACACCAUCAUCAACACCAUCAUCCCGGAAACCCUAGAUCCACUCCAAUUCGCAUACCGCCCCAACAGAUCCACAGAUGACGCAAUCUCAAUUGCGCUCCACACUGCCCUUUCCCACCUGGUCAAAAGGAACACAUAUGUGAGAAUGCUGUUCAUUGACUACAGCUCAGCGUUCAACCCCAUAGUGCCCACAAAGCUCAUCACUAAGCUAAGGACCCUGGGCCUUAACACCUCCCUCUGCAACUGGAUCCUAGACUGUUCUCUCUGCUACCGCACGGCAAGCGGUACCGGAGCGCCAAGUCUAGGUCCAAAAGGCUCCUUAACAGCUUCUACCCCCAAGCCAUAAGACUGUUGAACAAUUAAUAAAAUGGCCACCUGGACUAUUUGCAUUGACCCCCUGCCCUCCCCUUUGUUUUUACACUGCUGCUACUCGCUGUUUAUUAUCUAUGCAUAGUCACUUUACCCCUACCUACAUGUACAAAUUACCUCGACUAACCUGUACCCCCGCACAUUGACUCGGUACCGGUACCCCCUGUAUAUAGCCUCGUUAUUGUUAUUUUACUAUGUUACUUUUUUUACUCUAGUUUAUUUAGUAAAUAUUUUCUUAACUCUAUUUUCUUAAAACUGCAUUGUUGGUUAAGGGCUUGUAAGUAAGCAUUUCACGGUAAGGUCUACACCUGUUGUAUUCGGCGCAUGUGACAAAUACAAUUUGAUUUGAUUUUAAAAAGAAUCCCUUAAAAGGGACCUAAUUGACCCAGUCCACUCUAUAAUCACUCUGCUCAUUCAAAAUAACAGUGGCAAAAGUAAAAAUGUCACAUCUCUGGUAUGUCGAAAGCCAACUAUUUCAAAACCUAGGCGAAGAUUACGGUGCUAACCUUUGCACACUUCUGUCCACUUCUGAAUAUCCCAUCAGCACCUGAUGCCAUGUUGAGGACUCCAUCCCCCAAACACCAUCGUGGCCACACUCCUACUGCUCUUACAGGCUCUGGCUCGGAGUCAGAUGGGGACGAGGAUGGAAUAGAGGUACAGUAUGGUUUGAACAUGUAGCCCUCUUUCAAACAAUGUGUUCUGAUCAGGUUUUUUAAUUGAGACAAAAGUAUACAUUUUGAUCUCACUAAUGAACACGGUAACCUCCUCAUACUUGGUCCUUUUACAGUAACGUUUGCUUGGACAAGCAGUUAACCACCAUUUUCUACCAACCUCUUUUCCAUAGACAUUUGAUAUCUACGUGGCCAGAGCUAACUGCAGCCCUCAACAAGGUGGCAACAAGGAGAGCUUUGUGUUGAAGGAGGGUCAAUACGUGGAGGUCUUGGACUCUAUCCACCCGGAUAAGUGGCUGGUCCGCACCAAGCCCUCCAAGACCACCCCCUCACGCCAAGGAUGGGUCUCUCCUGCAUACCUGGAGAAGAAGAGAAAGGUAUGAGGUCAUCAGUAUGUCCUGGUAAAGGGUGGGCAUAAAAUGGACAAAGUCAAUAUGUUUUUGACUGUGCAAUCAACCACUUUUAUGUUUUGUUAUAUAAACAGGAUUUGUCACUAGUAAUGAUAAUAUUUUACCAUGCAUUUAUUCAAGCUUUGUGUUUUUGUAAAGGAGACAUUCCCACAAAUGAGGACACCACAACAGGAGCUGGAUGUAUCAGGGUCUACAGGGGAGGAGUACAGGAGAACACUAAGGUGAGUGAAUGAAUAUCACUUGAUCACAGUGUGUUCUGCAUAUUUGAUUCAUAUCGUUUCUUAAAGAAAACUGUCUACAUUCCCUUCUGUUUUUAGCCAAUUAAUCCAGGGACUGAUUGAUGGGGAGGAAGAGUUUGUGAAAGAGAUGAAGGACUUUACGUCCCACCACCUACACCACUUAGACACCAGCCCUCAUGUCCCUAUCAACAUCAUCAACCAGAAAGAAACCAUCUUCCGCAAUAUAAAGGACAUCAUGGCUUUACACGAGAGGUGACACACCUGUUCUUUUUGUUGAGAGGGAGAGCUGGUUUUAGCGCUGGUUUUAGAUAUGUUUUUACUAAUGUAAUGAAAUGUAAGAUAAAAACUUCUGAUAAAUACUGUCCUUAUUUUCCUACCCCCUACUCAGAUCUAUUCUGCCCAGUCUGAGUGAGUGUUCUACUGACGAUGAAGUGGCCAUGCACCUGGUCAAACAUGCAAUGGACUUUGAAAAGUAUCUGCAGUACAUGGUGGGCCAAACACAGGCAGAGGCCUGUGUCACUGACAAGACCAUCCAGCAGUACUUCAAGGUAUGCAAUCAGAUCAUUUACCAUAAUGCACAAAAAUCGAUCCCCACUUCCAGAAGAAAAACUAUUUGCACUCACAUGCUUCCAUGCUCACAUUCACGUGUAUUGACCUUUGUGUUCCAGCAAAACACAGAAACUAAGCCUGAGCAACCCGAAACUGCAGUCCUGGAUGUCAUCACCUUCUUACAGAGACCAGUGGAGAGGAUUCAGACUUACCAGGCCUUGCUCAAGGUCAGUGCUCAUCAUCUGAUUCUAAGUGUCCAUGUUUAGACCUUUCUGAAGCCUUAAUCCACGUAUUUCUCCCUGUGUGUGUGUUGACAGGAGCUGAUCAAGAACAAGGCUAAGUGUGCGAAAAGCUGCCUUCUACUGGAGGAUGCCUUCUCCAUGGUGUCCUGUCUGCCCUGGCGCUCUGACAACCUACACCAGGUGUCUCUGAUUGAGAACUACCCUGCCCCACUCACUGCACUGGGAGAACCUGUCCGCCAGGUAACUCACCCCUCCUAAACCACAGGUUACCUCCAUAGAAUGUUUAGAGCAGGGUUUUUCAAUGUUAGUCCUGGAGGGCCUUAAGUAUAUUUAAAACCAAAUACUUUUAGACUUUUACUCAAGUAGGAUUUUACUGGGUGACUUUCACUUUUACUUGAGUCAUUUUCUAUUAAGGUAUCUUUACUUUUACUCAAGUAAGACAAUUGGGUACUUUUUCUACCACUGCCAGAAUUACUGUUUUACCUCAAUUAGCCACGAAAUCUCUAGUUUGAAAGUGACUGUUUUUCUGGAAGCUGUGCUGUGCCAUUUUCCCUAAAUUUUUCGCCCAUGUGGGCCAGCCCCCUAGCAAUUCGAGUUCUAGCCAAUGAGCUUCAGCCCCUCGCCAUUUGAGUGACAGCUAGCAAGAUGCACACACAGCAGAGCGAGAGAGAAAGCAAUGACGUGGUGCACAUCUGCACAUACAGUUGCAACCAAAUACUGUAUAUGGGCACCCUUGCACUUUUCUUGAAUAAUUCCCUCAUACUUCUAAAAUAAGUUGACAUUUUAACAAAACGUUUUGGUCACCACACCUUGUUAUAGGAAUUUUAACAUUGCAGAACCAAUUUUAUUUUUGUAAACUUAAAUGUACAUUAAUUAAUUGAGAAAAUAAAGACAAAUUAUUGGCACCCCGGAGCUAGUACUUGGUUGCAUAGCCUUUGGCCAAGAUAAUGGCAGACAAACACUUCUUGUAGCCAUCAAUGAGCUUGCUGCACCUUUCUACUGACAAUUUGGCCCACUUUUCAGCAGCAAACUGCUCAAAUUCUUUCAUGUUUGAGGGGUGCCCUCCACCAACUGCUGUUUUCAGAUCUCGCCAUAGCCACUCCAGAACAGUCCAGCAUCUCUUCUUAACCAUUCCUGGGUGUUUUAUGAUGUGUGUUUGGAGUUGUUGUCCUGCUUGGAAGACCCACAACCUUCAAUGGAGGCCCAGUCUUUGAACACUGGGUUCAACAUUGGACUCCAAAACACUUGAUAAUCUGCUGAUUUCAUGAUGCCUUGCGCACAUUCUAGGCCCCCAAUACCAUAGGCAGCAAAGCAACCCCACAGCAUUAUCAAACCUCCCCAAUGUUUGAUUAUAGGGAGGGUGUUCUUUUCAUUGAAUGCUUCAUUUGGUCGUCAGUAAACACAGCAUUGAUCUGUAUUGCCAAAAAACUCUAAUUUUGUUUUAUUGGUCCACAGAACAUUUCCCCCAGGAUUUAUGCUUGUUUAGGUGGGGUUUUGAGAAGUUCAAUCAGCCUUUCUUGGGGCUCCUUCAGCAGUAGGGUGAUCCUAUGUUUACCAAUGACCAAAGGAAGUGUGGAAGUUAUCAAAAAUAAAAUUGGUUCUGCAAUGUUGAAUGUUUUUUUCUUUCAGCUUCAAUUUAUUUUAGAAGAAAUAUGGAAUUAUUUAAGAAAAGUGCAAGGGUGCCAAUAUAUUUGGCCGCAACUGUUUGCGAUGUAGUACGCAAUUUUCGGGGACCACUUUUCACUCGUGAGCGCUACUUUCAGAACUACUGGCUAAAAAGUAUAUAAAAGUACAGGAUAAUCUCUUUAAUUACCAAGUCGAAACAAAAACCAGAGGUUUUUCGGUCCUCCAUGACCGGAAUUGAACAGCCCUGGUUUAGAGGAUGCCAACAUGUCUAAACUACCUGAGCUGUACUGUAACAAACAGUGGCAGUUGUUUCUCAGAUGCUGAUGGGGAUACAGCAUCAUUGAAAGUUGAAUGUCAAGGACAUAGCUUGAAAUGUGCCAUCUUGAUCUCACAUUGGUGCAGAAAUUGGCUUAUUCAUGUAAUUUCCUCAUCGAUAAUCCAGCUCCAACCUGAAGCUUUCAUACCACAUAUUUCCUCCUCCCAGGGUCCUUUCACUGUGUGGGAGGAGUCUCCCGAGAUCAAGACGUCCUCCAGGGGGCACCAGAGGCAGGUGUUCCUCUUCAAGGACUGUGUCUUGCUGUGUAAGCUCAAGAGAGACCCUGGCAUGAACACUGACACCUACGCCUUCAAGAACAAGAUGAAGGUAAAACCUGCCUCUUGACCUUUGCCCCAGUCAAUGUAAAUGUAUAGUCCAAUUCCCUGCGCCAAGCUUAUGUUAUCAACUGGGGUUCGAACCCAGGUCUCCUGUGAGCCACAAGAUUGUGUUAUCUCUUGGAGCUAAAACCUAAGCAUUAGCUUGGGGAGAUAACACAAGUGUUAAGGUUUUAGGCAAGGCUACUAAUCACAUGAGUAUGGUUUCCCCGAACCAUCUUCAUUACACAUAGAGUGCCUUCCUUGUAAUAUUAACUUCUCCCCCUCCCCAGCUGAAUGAUAUGGAGGUGAAGGAGACGGUGGGGGGAGAUGAUAAGUCGUGGGGGCUGUGGCACGAGCACCGAGGCUCAGUGAGGAGGUACACACUGCAGGGUCGCUCUGCCCUUCUCAAGCUGUCCUGGCUCAAAGACCUGAGAGAGCUGCAGCAACGCUCCAGCCUGACUGCCAGCAGUGAGUUCCUCUAUGACUGUCUUUUGGCACUAUCCAUUGUUAAGUUUGUCUAGUAUACAAUCUUAGAAAAAAGGGUUCCAAAGGGGUUCUUCGGCUGUCCCCAUAUGAGAACACUUUUUGGUUCCAGGUAAAACCCUUUGGUUCCCCUCUGGGGAAAGGGUUCUACAUGGAACUCAAAAUGGUUCUACUUGGGGAGAGCCGAAGGGUUCUUCUAUGGGGAGAGCCGAAGAACCCUUUCAGGUUCUAGAUAGCACCUUUUUUUCUAAGAGUGUACUAACACUGGCUUUGUCCUCUGUUAACUCUGUCCAGCAUGAACUCUAUCCAAUGUUGGAUCUGGGCAGCAGUAGAUGUAUUUUUCCUCAUCUCUUCCCAUUAUUAAAGUAGUCAUGUGUAUGUUUCUGUAGGUCCACCAGAGUUUGAAGUUCUCCUGGCUGACUGCACCACAAAGAUUGGGCAAACAAUCAAACUGGCCUGCAAAGUCACAGGAACACCAAAACCAGUGGUCAGCUGGUUCAAAGGUAUACAAACCAGAUAGCUUGCAUAGGGUUUGUUCUUUUUUAGUUGUUUAUAGCAAAUAGUUCAACCAAAUAGAUUUGAGCUUUAGACUAGUUAGCCAGCCAUUAGGGAGUAGUAUGGGAGUUCAGGGAGUACAACCUUGUGCACCAUAUUUAGCGAGCAGAAUAAGGUAUGUCCUGCUCUUUAACAGCAGUACGGUCUCUGACAAUCUGAUAUGACAUCACUUCCCUAGACGGCCUGGCCCUAGAGGACGGCCCCCACCACAUCAUCACUGCAGACCGGGCAGGCACCUGCUGUCUCAUCCUGGAUGGGGUCAGUCCUGAGGACUCUGGACAGUACGUGUGCUACGCUUCCAGCUCUGUGGGCCAUGCUAGCACACUGGCCAAGAUAGUGGUGGAUGGUGAGUCUAUGGUCACUUACAGUAGCUCUGGUGCUGAACUAAACAACCACAGUCAGGGACCACUCACUGUAUGCAUUUCAUGUUAAUGAAUAUUAGGGCUAAAAUACACUAAAAUACAAAAAAAAUACACAUAUGAUUGUACUCUCUAACAUGUUACAGUAUACUCCACGGCAUAUUGUGCAAAGGUCAUGCGUAGAGUGAAUGAACUCAUUAUUUCCUGUCCUACAGCACCCCCCAGGUUCAUUACCAGGCUGCAGAGUGCAUGUCUGCUGGAGGGAGAGGACAUCCAGUUUACCUGCUCCACACACAGUUAUCCUUUACCCCGAGUCAGGUAUGGUAUAGUAAACUGCACUGGAUUUACUGGAUCCCCCUACAAUGUCAUGGGAACCUGGCUAGUCCCUGCUUGAAUCCCAUUAAGAUCCACCCACGUGUUGUUAUUUGGUUGUGUGCCCUGGCAUGUUUAUGACAGUUGGUUUAAGGAUGGCAGAGAGCUGACAGACCAGAGGAAGUACCACAUAGAGAGUGAUGCCCGCAGUGGGAUCCUCACGCUCACCAUCAUGAACCCUGGAGAGACAGACCUGGGACAGUAUGAGUGUGAGGUAGGCCUACAGUACAUGUAUUAUAUCCCUUUAUGUACUUCAUAUGUAAUAAUUCUUCCUAACAUACAGAUAAUAAUAAUACAUAGGAUUAAAGCGCCUUUCAAAAAAACCAAGGACUCUGUACAGCAAAGAGUGGAAAAACUAAAACAGGGAUUCAAUAAUUAAAAUGAAACAAAAGCUACUUAUCUUAAACAAGGGCUGAGUAAGGGGGCGAGCUAAGCUGAGGGAAAAGACAGACUGAACAAGUGGGUUUUGAGUCGGGCUUUGAAAGUGGUGAUGAAGUCAGAGUUGCGGGUGGCUGGGGUGAAAGAGUUCCAGAGUUUGGGGGCAGGGGCACUGAAUGCCCGGUCCCCAUUGUGCACAGUACAGGUAUAACAUUAAAGGUACAAUACACUGUUGCUUUUCUUUAUAGCAAUGCAUCCUAGGAGCUUUUGUGCACUGUUAUAAAAUAGUGCAUUUAAAAUGUGAAAUCUUGUUAUGUUUUAGCUGUGGAACAAGUUGGGCAGUGCCAAGAGUAAGGCAGAGAUGUGCUCCGCCUUUGCACAAGUGAUGGACAGUGAGCCUGACCAACCACAGGUCAUCUUGACCAAAGGUAGGAGAGUUCCCUCCACCAAAUCAAGGUAAAUGUCCACCUCAGAGUAAGGAAACAGGUUUUGAGAAGAAAGCUAUUGUAGAGAUGUUCAUCUUUAGUGUCCACAUGUUCUACACUAUAAGACAUGAUGACAGUCUAAUACAAUACAGGACAAGGCCACAUAGGUCUAACUCUUAUUGAUAUCUCAUGAGCGACAAGGAAAAAUAUUGUUCUAUCCCAGUUUUAUUCUGUGGACAAUACAAGCUUAGUGUUAACUGAAGAGGGAUUUGAAAAGCACAUGCCAUGGUCAUUUUGUUAGUUUCACCUCACUUCACUUUCACCUACUUUACCUUAAAUCACUUUACUUCACUUCACUUCACUUUAUCUCUGUUUUCACACUGUCAGUCAUCAUUGCCAUUCCUCAUGUUCAAUUUGGAUUGUCUCAUUACCUAGGUUACCCUUUCUCUCUCAUUUCAUUCCAAACACCCUUGAAACCAUAAACACUUCCAGUCGCCUACAUUAGCAAUGUAUAUGUACUAGUUGUACAUAUUCAUGAAAGACAUUGAUACACUUUAGUAUUGGAUGUUUUUGCUUGUGUUUUCAUCAUGUUUCCAUCUUUCAGAAAUGAAUAGCAUUGGAAAGGACCGGGUCAUUUCCUCCCAUUUGACUGAUCUUGAUGGAUUUCCAAAAGCUUUUCCAAACAGGAUAAAUAAGGGGCCAUAGCUCAUUUACAUCUAGGGGUAAAUGUCCUGGACUAAAAAGCACUUUCAAUAGACACUCUCCAUUGAUCUUGCUUUUUAGUCAAGGACUAGGCUUAAUCUGUGCCCGAUAACCGCACCUCAGAGUCCAUAUCAGGACCCGGAAAGUCGAUUGAUUACGACACAGCAGUAAAUCCUUGCUAUAUCCAUAUAUCUGACAAGUGUAUAUUUAAUCCAUCUCAAACACCUUCAACAAAACACAUGAAAUCACAUAGAGUACAUUUAUAUUUUCUGUAUUUCAAGGCUAGGCAGAUCAAAAUUAGUAACAAUUAUAAUAAUACAAUUAGAACACAGACAUUGCAAUAUCAAUCACUUUCCUUCAUGAGCUAUGAUUUCACCUCUAAGUAGUUUUCACUUUGGCUUUUGGACACCAGUUGAUCAUGUGAGUCAAUCCAUUCUCUGUAACCCUCCUGCUCUCCAUCCUCUGUAGUCCCCGAACAGGAAGUACCUCACAGAGCCUUCAUCAUGUUCACAGUAUCAUGGACCCAGUGCAUGUGGAUGGGUCCUCUCUCCUCUCCAAUGCAUGCCCAGUUAACUCUCCACAACUACCCAUACAAGAUGGUCAUGUGCUGGGCGUCAGGCGCCCCUUAUUCCCCCCUGGGGAGUGGGCAUGUGUCAUGUCCUGUUCAUGGGCUGAUUUACAAACUAUUGGGUGUCCUUCAAGUCUGGAGGUAAGACGUGCACUGGUUAUUAUGUUCCUGUGAGUCUGGAGGUAAGGGUACUGUACGUUCCUAAUAUUUGAUUUUAUCAUAUUUUUCACAUUCUACAUUUUUAAAUAGACAGUUGUUAAUGUCUCGACACGCUUUGCCUCGGUCACAAAUUAGCAUGGCUUCAAAAAAUAUAUAAUGUUUUAAGGCCAGCUAAUAUGAAGUAAUGAUUUUGGAUUAUGAGACCCUAACAGAACCUAAGAGCAUCUGUCAGUAUGAGAGUGGUGUCAUUGUGCUUCCAGACUCAGACUCAGAGGGCUGGUCCACAGCCAUGGUGAAGCAAUGGCUGCAGACAGACUUCCACCCCACCUCUAUCGUCAAAAUGCCCUUCCAGCCUGGAUACCCUCAGCCGUGAGUCUACCUGCCAGAACUGUGAUACAUUCAUCAUACUACUGCACCAUCUCUAUUUCUAUCCCAAUCUUUAUUUUCUCUACAGAGCCGAGGGUAGCCAAGAGGAAAGGGACCCUACCGCCAGUGACUACGUGGAGGUUCCACAGUUCCCCACUGAGCUUGAGGAGAGACCUGAGGUUGAGGAGGUACUUUAUGUUCCUGAGGCCAUAGAGGAAAUGCCAACAGGUACUGUACUGUGCAAUUGUGCAUACACACUGUAGUUCCUUAUUUUCUAAAAGAAAUGGCCACUGUGCCUAAAACAUGAAUAAUCUCACAAAAUGACCUCACUUCCUGUCUCCUCAGCUCCUCCCUCCAUCCAGGUGCCGGUAGAGGACCUGUGUGUGGAGCCUGGUCAAUCAGCUACCUUCACCAUCAUCAUCACAGGAAGGCCCACUCCCGAGAUUCAGUGGUACAAGGUAGGGAUGCUUCAAACCAAUGUACUUCCUCAAUCUAAGACCCAAUCAACUCUUUCACUGUUAUAAUUCACUUAAUACAAGCCUUCAUUAUGACAUUCCCCAUAACAUUUCAGCAUAUCUGACACCGGACAUACUGUAACUAACCAAAACAAUUAAUCAACUGAGCAGUACGAGCAUGGUAAUCGUUGGUGUCCUCCUCUACUGUUUGGCCCAUGUGCUGUCGUAGAAGCUGUACCUUAGUAAUGUCUCUCUCAUAUGAUUGGAGGAUGGAGAGGAGCUGUUGGCCAAUGAGAAUGUUGAGGUGGUCCAGAAUGGUGCCCGCUGCUCUCUGACUGUGCUGUGCCCGGAGAGCGAGGAUGGUGGCAUCUACACCUGCUGGGCCUAUAACGACUUAGGACACACCUCCUGUCAGGCUCAGCUCACAGUGGAGGAGGGUAAGGCCUUAGUACAUACCUAUGGUGUCUGUCAAAUGAAUCCCCCUUGUACAGUAGUGCACUACUUUUCUGUUCACUGUUCUAAUUGUUACUUUCAUUCAAACUAGCUGAUGCCAAACCUAUGACAGAUUUAACACAAAAUGAGCAUCCUAAGAUGAGCAUCCUAAUCCCAAGUCAACAUAUCAUCACAGAUGUGAUGUUCUCUGGCUGACUACAUGUGACUGCAUGGUCAUGAUCCUCUUUUCUGUAGGUCCACUGGAGUCGCAGGAGAGAGAGGUGGAGCUUGGGAAGAGGAGGAAGCUGCUGUCUGUGUAUGACGUCCAUGAGGAGAUUGGGAGGUAAGUACACAUUUAGUUGGGUAUCAUAUUUCACAUUGCAGCAGUCAGUCAAUCUGCAACUGUGGAGGUGACGCUCCCUUUAGCUGUGACGCUCCCUUUAGCUGUGUUCCAAUAAACUUUGUCUCUUCUCCCUGUGUCUGUAGAGGCACAUAUGGGGUGGUGAAGCGGGUUACCCACAGGAGGACUGGUGAGGACUUUGCCGCCAAGUUCCUGCCCCUGAGGAGCAGUACAAGGACCAGGGCAUUCCAGGAGAGGGACCUGCUCUCCCGGCUGGCCCACCCCAGGGUGGCCUGUCUGCUGGACUUCUUCUCUACACGCAGGACCCUGGUCCUGGUCACUGAAGUGUAUCCUUCCCCAUGACGCUUUUAGUCACUUCACUGAUGAAGACCUAAGAGUGGAAAUGUAGUGCUCAAUUUGAUCGAUGUUUAACACAGUACAUCAUUCUUAAUACCAUACAUAGCUGCUCUUCUCAUGGUCUUCUUGAUCAUUUGCUGUUGAAGGGAUCAGUCAGUGAGAGAGAGGUAAAACCUUAGAUAUUUUUACAGUAAACCCAACCUUGUUGAACUGUGUUUGAGUUGACCCCUGUUUUGCCUGAAUGCUAAGGCUAUUAUGACUGCCCCUAUGAUGUUUAUAAACUGCACCAUGCAUUCAUGGUACCAGGUGCAGAUGUACAUUCAGCAAAUCCUGGAGGGAGUUGGUCACAUCCACAGCAUGAACAUCCUACAUUUGGACAUCAAAGUAAGCUCUUCAUACAUUCAUAUUCCUAAAGCAGUUUGUAUAUUUAAUUUGAUUGUUUUGCAUUCAUUUAGGUUUGUGCACAUUGAAACAAUGCACAAUGGUCGAUCAUUUGAUGGACAGCUUAGUCAUGAAAUGAUAAAUUCCCUCACUCGCCAUCUGCCAUUGUAAUUAAUUCACACAGCCGGACAAUAUCCUGAUGGUGUUUCCACCCAGAGAGGAGAUCAAGAUCUGUGACUUUGGGUUCUGUCAGGAGAUAGACACUUCCAGACACCAGUAUAGCAAGUUUGGCACUCCUGAGUUUGUAGCCCCUGAGAUCAUACAUCAAGACCCUGUCACUAUAGCAAGUGAUAUCUGGUAAGCUAAACGUAUUAUCUGUUUUAGUACAUCUGUGCUACUGUAUGUGACAUUCCUGUCAUAUGAAGGGAAAAUGUGAUGAUAUAUCACUACAGAAAUGUCUUAUCUCUUCUUUGUCAGGUCUAUUGGUGUUGUGGCCUAUUUAUGGUAAGUACUUUAUGAUUUGUGAAUUUAAGAUUCAAUAUUAGAUAUUAGAGUCUCAUCUUUCAGUACAUUGACUGUUGAAAUCAUGUUGUGUCCUGGCAGUCUGAUGUGCCGCUGUCCGUUCAUGGGGGAGACGGACCGGGCCACUCUGCUGAGGGUGGGGGUGGGGACACUGAACUGGGACGCACCUGACCUCACCUACAGGAGCACCGGGGCCCAGGGCUUCCUCCGCACAGUCCUGCAGCCAGACCCAGAGUAAGAUACACAACCAUCGACAUUAAUAAAGAUUUUAUGAUCUCUUAUAUGGAUAUAACUCUAAAUGAUUUGUUCUCUCCUCAGAAAGCGACCAACUGCAUUUGAGUGUCUGGGGCAUGAAUGGUUCCAGGUAAGAAUUACAUACACAGUUUGUUUAUGUCUCAGCCGGGGUUGAUGGAGACAAAUAAAAUUACUUAAUCUUGUCUAACACAUUCUCUCUUGUUGAUUACGUUGUCAGAGCGAACAUGAGGAUGACACUGAUGAUAUCAAUACAAGGGCUCUGAAA